Alligator mississippiensis (American alligator) is the source of this 13592-nucleotide messenger RNA. RefSeq names its product cadherin 19 (gene CDH19). Gene Ontology annotation, cellular component: catenin complex; plasma membrane; adherens junction. Gene Ontology annotation, biological process: calcium-dependent cell-cell adhesion; cell morphogenesis; cell-cell junction assembly. The transcript is spliced from 12 exons. Gene Ontology annotation, molecular function: calcium ion binding; cadherin binding. The record is from RefSeq and is a predicted model, not a curated record. The coding region runs from base 7874 to 10243 and encodes 789 amino acids. NCBI's taxonomy places the organism in Eukaryota, Metazoa, Chordata, Crocodylia, Alligatoridae.
GUGAGAGUUUUACCUAAUCUGGGGUCUCAGAAGCAAUCCCGAAUUACUGCUGCUGUGGCGUGGUCAACAUGCUUUGGUGGUUGCACCUACAUCAGCAGCGCAGUGUCCGUGUGUCUGGUUGCUGCUGCAAUAGCAAUGUUGUGGGUCUGCUUCUGUUGUUGGGGUGCAGACUUCAUGGGAGUGUGGGGACCAUCCUGUCACCCCUGCCUAAAUUGGCACCUAGGGUUGGUUCCCAUUCCAGAAGCACCAGGAUUUUCACCCUCCUCUGCUCUUCUCAGAAACAUAAUGAUGGAAGCAGUGGCAGUGUUGUUUGCAAAUGCGAAAUAUAGGUAGGCUCUGUAGAUGAGACUCUGAGCAAGGUCUUUCAGUCCAGAAAAGUUGAGUCUAAUGAUUAAUCUGGUUCCAGAAAAAUGUAGCCUCAGGAAUCAGCAGAUAAGAGAAGGCUCUAUUCUAAAAAUGUAUUGAACAAAAAGAACCAAUUAAAAUGUCAUUUGGGAUUUCUUUUAGAGCAAGGAGCUAUCCAGCUACCUUGCACAAUGUGCACCCCUACACACUAAUGUCCCUGAAAAUUCUUGACAACUGGCUCAUCAAAAGCCAAUGGAACUGAGCUAACUUUGAAAAUAGGAAAUUGUGUUUGUAACACAGUUACAUUUAGAUUGACCUAAGUAGGGUUAGGUUGAUCUAAAUGCCUAAACAUGAAGAUGCUCAGGGAGGUUAAAGCAGGCAAAAUAAAUGGUGGACCCAAUCUAUGUAAAUUCACCUGAGGAGGUAAACUAACUUAGACUGGGAAUGGAUAAGCCUGAUUUUCAUAGAUUCAUAGAUGUUAGGGUCGGAAGGGACCUCAAUAGAUCAUCGAGUCCGACCCCCUGCAUAGGCAGGAAAGAGUGCUGGGUUUAGAUGACCCCACCUAGAUGCUAGGGUUUAGAUGACCCCCAGCUAGAUUUUGUGAGCAUCUAUGUGUGUUUGAAGCAUAGCCCAGGGCUGGAAAAGUCCAGACUCUCACCCCAUCCUCUGAGUUCCCAAGAAACUACAUGAGUUUUCUUAUAUUUGAAAAUAAGAAGCCAGGCCUGAUUCUUUAAGUGGAAAUGACCUCUGUUCCAAGAGGAAGUGCUUUGACAAAAAAGAAUAAACACACUGCUUCAUUUACUAGUUUAUCCAAUUUGCUUUUAAUUUACCAAGUCUCCCAGUGUAGGGUCCAUAGAAAAUGCAGCAUGGCCCUCCAAAUUGUGAUUCUUCAGUUCUGUAAGAUUUGGUACAGUGACCAAAUCUUUUGUUGUGGCUUAUGAAGGACUGGGCAAGAAGCAUCUUUUACUAGGGUCUGAUUAUGCCAACAAUGCUACUGAAGCAAAGUGAAAGUGAAUUUCUGGUGUUGGACACAUGCUGUUUGCUUGCUCUCUUGAGCUAAAAGGCAGAGAGUGGGAGAUGAUAGGAAGGGGUGUGACUGAACUAUAGGGGAAAAAAGCAAGAGGAGAUGAUUGCCUCAUGAAGUUUCAAAGCUUUGGCAGAUUCACAUCCUUAAUAUAAUGAUACAGUGUGAUACCUCUUCAUUCUCCUGUUGUCAUUAUAACUUUGCUAAUAAAUACUAGGCCUUGAAAUGGUCCAAAUUCUGUUGCCAUACGCUCAGAAAUAAAUCUGCAGUAAUUCCAUUGGACUCCAUGGAAUUUCUUCAUGUUUAUGCUGGUAAAACUAAAGGUAGAUUUGCAUUCAGUUACAUAAUAAUGUGUUUCAUAUUGUACAUGACAAACCAAUGUAUAGAUCUAGAGUUUGUAUGUUUGAAAUGCAACUUGUGUUGCAGCUGAACUCUUAGAAUUGGGACUUGUAGGUAAGAAAUGAUGUAUGACUGCAACAAAUAGCCAACAUACAUAUGCCGAAAUAAUAGCACAAUUGCCACACAAUCAUUCAGAUCUGACAGAGUUCACAGGGGACAAACUAUAUGAACACCAGCAUCAGUCAGUUUCAAGUGGACAGAAGGCUUGCCAUAAUUAUUCACACUGUUUUACUCAGUUUAUUUGAUGAUUAAUUUAGUUCAGUUUAGGACAUGACAGCAAUCAGAGUUAUAGUGUGGGCAGAUGCAUUUCAACUGAUCUGCUUCCUAUGGAGGGCCAGGUUUUAGUCUUAGGAAAUGUUAUCUAGAUCUUUUUGUACUGUCACAGAUUGUCAUACACUAUUGUGAUCAGAUUAUCCAUAUUAAUACACUAUUUGAUAAGAUAAUCAGUAAACCAUUAUAAAACAAUCUAAAUGACAGGACUGCCUGUCAUCCAGCUUUAUACUGAUUAGGAUCCAUGGAUAUAGAGUUGCUAAUCAGCUAGCUCAUUCAUUUCAAUAAAGCUAUUUUUUUCACAAAUUACUGGCCCAUAAUUACUUUGGGAAUUCUAAAUAAUAUUUCUGAGAUCUUUUUAACAGUACAGAAGCAGCCUUGCAAAUGAAACAAAAAAGUACCAAUUAGAUUGAAAUGAAAUUUAUGUCACAGUGACUUAAGUGAAUUCUAUGAAAGUUAAAUGCUGGCUGGGACAGAGAAACACAAACUACAAUAUACACAUCAGUUGAUACAAAUAAAAGAAUAUCAUAUUAGGACACAUUUUAGAGAAAUGUCUUGAUGAUAACCAACUGCUUUUUAUCAUCCAGUUUUGCAUCAUAUAACCAAAGCUACUGUUUACUUAGUCCUGAUUAAGAUACUAAAUUAUUAGAUUCAUUUAUGUAAAAUCAAUAUUUUUAUGGCAGUGAUGAUGGCAAGACGUAUAGAUGGUAUGGAUACAAAAAGGAGGAGAGAGAAAGGUUAUGAACAAAAAGGGAAAAACAAGAAAAGUAAACUUUUAGUCAUAAUUUCAACUUAAAUUAUACUGAAAUUGAACAAUAAAAAAGGUGUGCCUAUUUUUAAAAAUAAUAAAAAGAAAAGAAAACAGUGGGGGGAAAAAAGAACAUUGAAAUGACUGAAUGAAUAUUAAAAACAUUAUCUGAGCUGAACAGGUAAUCAUCAGUGAAUGUAGAUCUCACCCUCAUUAAGUCAAGAGAAAGGAACCUGAGUCCUUAGAUUUCUCUUGUUAUGCUUUGCUUAAGUAGAGUGAGAAGACUUUUAUAUACUGUUGAAAGGGACCUUAAAUGGAGUAGGUGUCUAAAUUCCAUUAAGAAUGGAUGUGUUCAUUCUUUCGAACACAAUUAUUCUUUUGAGGGAAUUUCCUAAACAACAAUAGUUUCUUAAAAGAUACUCAUUAAAACUUGAGAUAAAAUGAAAAUAAAAGCAGAAGAGAGAAUUUUGUACAACAUCUCUAGAUGUAUAAAAGUCAUAAGUUAAAUGAGGUCAGAGAUCCUUGGUUUAUUUACAGAGAAAAGAAAGGUCUUUUUUUAUUGGAAGAGAGCUGUAUCCCUUUAAUGAGUCACAGAUCGGCUUGACAUUCCCCUUAAAGCAUCUGUAACAGGCAUUGUAGAACUUUCCUUCCAAUGAUGCUGUGGUACUAAGGGGACAUAGCACGUAAGUACAACAGGAAAAAACCUAGGGUGUGUCUACACAGCAGAAUGCAGUGCUUUGUAAAUAGCUCAUUUGGGGCUAACUUAGUUAUCUCAGUUCCUAGAAGUAUAUCACUGUGUUAGCACAAUAGUCUGCUUGGCUUAUUAACUGUGUGGAGAAGCCAUACUUAUCCUUUCAGACUAUAUCCUCAUUAAGUGAAAAGAUGCAUUUAGGAAGAGCUUAGUGAACACCAGCUGGCUAUGCCUACUUAACAACUUUACAGUCAAUACAACUAACGCUAACACACAGAACAGCAGGUGGAGUGCAUGCAGAUAAAUGAGAGAAUAAAAUUCUGUGGGACACAAUACAAAAUAAUAAAUGGCACAUUUACUUAGUCAUUCCUUUUGCCCACUUAUUAUGUGAGAACCCUGGCUUCUGUUAGUUCUGGAGGACAAAAUAAGGAUGAUAAAACUGGGCUGCUUUAUUCUCAAAUUCCUUGUUUUCAAAGACAUACAAAAAACUAGAACGCUUGGUUCCAAAACGAUACCUUUUAUUAGACCAACUGGAAAAUGGCAAGAAAACUGUCCUUUUCUGCAAGCUUUCCAGAUCAAAGUUUUUAUCAUAGUUUUUAGUUGCAGACUUACAUAUAUGAUCAAUUGCUAUUCUGUAAGGGCAUCAAGCAAAACUAGCCAGCUUCAAUUCUAUGUUAGCUAAGUUUCUAAGAGAGUACAGAAAGACAUAAAAAGAAAGUUACAUGUUAUCCUUAGACCAUACUAAGGGGACUUAAAAUGUGAUCAUCUGAAAGUUAAAGCUCAUUAACUUAUACUAAGUGCUCUCUGAGUGUGUCAAAGAUGUGCCACUUCAGACAAAGGUUAACUCUGGGGCAUGUUACCUAGCUCAUGUUAGGGUAACUUCAGUCUGCUCCGGAAAGAAAAUCAACAAUUUCAUAGAAUCACAGAAAAUUAGGGUUGGAAGGGACCUCAGAAGAUCAUCUAGUCCAACCCCCUGCUCAAAGCAACACCAGCCCCAACUAGAUCAUCCCAAUCAAAGCUUUGUCUAACCAGGUUUUGAAAACCCCAAGGUUGGAGCUUCCACCACCUUUCUGGUUGACCUGUUCCAAUGCUCUCUCAUUCUAGGAUGCACCACUCCCAGAGCAAAGAUAGAGUUCAGGUAUCCCGGCUCCUAUAAAUUAGUAUGGUAUAUAUUAAGCAUAACAUAUAACUUCACCCUUAUUUACAAAUCCAUUUCCACAACACUCCUACAAAAAUACAGCAGACCUGCUUGUGAAAUGUAAUUAAUAAAACACAAUUUCAAUGACAGAAAAUAAUCCAAUUUUUAAGUCUAGUGCUUUUUCCUCUACUCCUAUUUUGGCUUCAUUUAAUAAGCAUUUUUAUGGCUGAACAUUUACAGCCAUAAAGAAAGUUAUCAGUGAAGUCAAGUUUACAAUCCAGGAAUGAGGUGUUCCCAAUAUCACACACAUUCCUCCAGAUAAGUGGUUCUCAACCUCUUUAUGUACUGGGCACUUGUCCAUAACUUUUGUGAAUUGAGCAGCACUCCAUUUUAUCAUCUAUUUAAUACAGUGCUUAGUUCCUUUCACAGGGGCCCAACAGUGGAAAGGCAAGGGGAGAAGGAGCAGCUGGGCAACAACAAAACUGUGCGUAUCUCCUUACACCCCAUGGCACCUUUCAAAGGAUCUUACAGCACCCCAGGGUGAUACAGAUUAAGAGUCACUGUCAAUGACACAGUUUGAGUCACAGAUUAAGAGUAGCUGUUCUGGAUCAAGUAUACCUUUUUUGACUAAUCACUAUGCACAGUAUCCUUAAAAUUAAUGAAGAAUGAAAAGCUUACAUCAGCCUUCACAUUGAUUGCAAAGAUAAAAUUACAAUUAAAAAGCAUUGAAAAAAAGAUAAUGAAGAGAUUCCAUCAUGCUAAACCCACGAUAAUUGCUAUCUAUUUUCCUUCCCUGUGGAAUUCAGCAAUCUUCAGAAGUUAGAAUGGGAUUAUGUCCAUCACUGGUCACACAGUGAUAGAUUUAAUAGCUGUUUCACACAAAUUAUUUUACAAAUAUGUUUCUUUGUUGUUGUUUUUUUUUAAAUAACAAGGAAAAAUGACAAACCAAAUGCAUUAAUUGUGCAGGCUGAUCUAUGUAUGUGUUAUCCCUCAGGAAUUAUGGAAGUAAUAAAGAUAAUUCAAGCAUUAUCUUUCUUACUGUUUGAAUCCUAAGUGGUUAUUAGUACACAUUACUUCAUUUUUAGAAGAAAUCUUUCUUGAAGAAAAGAUAUAGUAUAACAGUAGAAUUAUCAUUGAGUGAUUGUAUUUAAAUGUUGCUAGAAUUGAUAAAAAUAUAGAAGCAAUGUGUUAUUAAAUAACAAAUGCACAGCUGAGUUUAUCAAAGUAUCUAAUGCUUGGAGAUCUUCAAGUUUGCUUCUCGAAAUUAUUUACCAACCCCAUUUCCCAGAGACAUACAAGUGAAAAUUAAAAGUAAUAAAGGCCCUGAAGGUCCACUAUAAAAGAUAAUAUAAUGCCAAUCUAAAAAAAAAAAAAAAAAGAGGUUUUAAUUGAAACAUGAAUUACUCCAUUUUUCCUAGAACCUUAAAACUUUUUUUGUAUGUAGCAUAAUGGCUCACUGCUCUUAAGUGUAUAAGUCUAUAGUGCAACAGGGUGAUUCAGGAGUAUCAAACUUAUGGCCUGUGGACUGGAUCUGGCCCAUGGAGCCGUAUGAUUUGUCCUAUGUGUCACUGGAUUGGCACAAGCCCCACAUGCUUACCUUCAUGAAGCAUGCCACUCCCCACAGCUGGCCCUAUGCACAAUUUGGAAACAAUCUGGAUCAGUCCAUCCAGGAACAGCAUACAAGGAUGGUCUUGUGCACAGGGCAUGCUGGGCCACCUGCACAUGCAGUAUGCAGAGCCAGCACAGGAUGUGUCCGGCCCAGGAUGUGUCCUGCCAGCACAGGAUGUGUCUUGCCCACAGAGUGCCAGCUGAACUGACACUGGACAUAACACACGGAAUCUUGGUGGGUUGUAUGAAAUGGCCCAGAUCAGCCCCCUGUACCACCUAUAGAACUGGGCCCAUCCUGCGCACCACAAGCUGCAUGUGCCCCAUGCCCAUGUGCUGGCAUGUGCCCCGCUACCUUUCCAUAAGGAUAUUUAUGGUUAAACACUGGGUUUCUGUUUUUCCAUAUGUACUAUAAAAGUUUUAGUUCCUGAAACCAAGAAUAAUUUUUGUCAUCCUUAAGAUAGUGAUUUACAAUGGAAGUUUCUAUCCACCAUUGGAGGUAUGAUACUUAGGUGUACACAUUAUCACCUAAAAGAAAUAUGCCAUUGAUGAUCAGCUGCUAGUGCAUUUUAAUGGAUGGAGAGUAGCAGAAUAACAGAGUCAUAUUCUGUACCCUUAUUAAGUUGAUGUGUUAGAUGUGUUGACUAACAAGCUUGUGUACUAAUAACCACUUAGGAUUCAAACAGUAAGAAAGAUAAUGCUUGAAUUAUCUUAUAAUUAUCACUAUAAGAUGAUUAAUGUAGUCUGUUGAGUAGGAGGGCAAGGUAGCAAUAUCAGAACAAAAAACAAGCUGAUAUAUAACCAGAAGCAACUGCAAGGACCCAAGCCCAAACUGAACACCUGUCCAUGGACUUAAGCAAUGUUUAAACUAUUUUAUGAAUGUUCUGAAAGGACUGUUUCAUCUGGUUUUUGUUGGUGGUGUUUGUGCCUCCACGUGUGCAACACUAAAAUAAAGUUUAUGUUCUAUAUUCUAAUGAACUGUGUAUUCAAAUUUAGAAAAGGUGUCAGUUGCUAAGGAUCAAGUUUUGCUUGUAAAUUACAUCAACAAUUUCUCCUUAACUAUGCCUAACAAUGACUAACUUUCAAUAUAUAAAUGUGAAACAUUCUAAUACAACCUUGUGAAAAUCUUAAUCAAACCUAUCUUUUAAAUGGUUGGACCCUGAGGUAUGGCUUUAGUUAUUUCUGGGAUAAAUCUUAGCAUAAUCACGGUAAAGGGUUUGUGUAUAGAGUUUAUGUGUAGCUUGAUAAGUUCUUGAUAACAAUGCAAGGAUAACUGAAUAUAUAGGUGGAUGUAUGUUCCAGUUUGGCUGCUUUUACCUAAAAUUCUAAGUACUGACUGGUAUGGAAUAAACUCAUAGUGAACCCCAACUUCCAGUCACUUCAGAGCAAACCUUUAAAACAUGAAGUGUGUCUGUGGCUGGUUGUUUCAGAAUUCUGUAUUUCAAAGGUGGCCAUUCUUAGUCGAGCAUUAUUUCUAACUGAUCGUUUUGUUUAGGUUGUCAAUGCAGAAAUCACUUACAGCAGAUGACAAUAAAAUACAUCAGGAAUAGGAAGCAUUUUUAAUACUGAAAAUCACCUAAUAGAUUAGCAGAGAAUCAAUAUUUGUAAAAGAAGAAAGGUGAUGCUUGGUAAAAGCUUUCCUUUUCCCCUUCCAUGGAUGAAUACAGAUUGAAAGGAAGUUUCAGCAUGAAUUGUCAUACAUCACUAUGUCUUGUGCUGACAAUGGUUCAGCUAUGGCCUUGCUUUCUAAGUACACAAACGCAUGCCAUCCAGAAUACAGACCAACCUUUUUCAGCAGCCCGGAGAGUGAAACGUGGUUGGGUGUGGAACGUAUUUUUUGUGGAGGAGGAAAUGAACUUAACAGAGCCUGUCUAUGUUGGUCAGCUGAAGUCUGAUUUAGACAAAGAGGAUAGCACCUUUAAAUACAUUUUGACUGGUGAGGGAGCUGGAAGCAUUUUUACCAUCAAUGAGACAACAGGUGUCCUUCACGUGAUACAGAAACUUGAUAGAGAAAAGAAAGCCCUGUACACUCUAAGAGCGCAGGCAAUUAACAGGAAUACUCAGCUGCCCAUGGAACCUGAAUCAGAAUUUGUCAUCAAAGUUAAGGAUAUCAAUGAUCAAAGGCCACAGUUUUUGGAUGGACCUUAUGAGGCCACUGUUCCUGAGAUGUCUCCAGAAGGUACUUCUGUUAUACAGGUAACAGCCACCGAUAGAGAUGAUCCUUACUAUGGAUACAAUGCACGUCUGCUUUAUAGUAUAAUUCAAGGGCAGCCCUAUUUCUCUGUGGAGCCAAAAACAGGAGUCAUUAGAAUUUCUUCUGAAACGGAUAGAGAAACUCAGGAGAAAUACUUUAUCAUCAUCCAAGCCAAAGAUAUGAUUGGGCAAAUGGGUGGAUUUUCAGAAACAGCAACUGUAACUAUCAACCUUUCUGACAUCAAUGACAAUGCCCCUAAAUUUCAACAUACACUGUACCAUAUGACUGUUUCUGAAGCUGCACCACUGGGCACUACCAUAGGCAAAAUCAUGGCAGAUGACAGUGACAUAGGGGAAAAUGCAGCCAUGAAUUAUGUCAUUGAAGGAGAUGCCUCCUAUGUUUUUGACAUCAUUACAGAUAAUGAAACCCAAGAAGGAGUUGUUAUAUUAAAAAAGAAAGUGGAUUAUGAAACCAAAAGAAAAUACAGUAUUAAAGCAAAAGUUAUCAACAGGCACACUGAUGAGCGUUUUCUGAAUGAGGGACCAUUUGAAGACUCGACCCUUGUCAGGAUCACUGUGGAAGAUGCUGAUGAACCUCCAGUUUUCACCUCACAGGAAUAUGUGAUGGAGAUAGCUGAAGGGUCUGAGAGCGGCUCUUUUGUAGGGGCUGUAAAUGCCAGCGAUCCAGACAAUACCAACAGUCCCAUCAGGUAUGCUAUUGUCCAUGGCAUGUCUUUAAAGAGAUUGUUCAGCAUCAAUGCACAAAAUGGAACAAUCAUUAUAACUAAGCCUCUGGACCGAGAGAUAACUGCUUGGCACAACAUAACUGUUACAGCCACAGAAGCAAGAAACCCAGAACAAAUUUCUGAGGCCCCUGUAUACAUUCAUGUUCUUGAUGUUAAUGAUCAUGCUCCAGAAUUCCCUGAAUAUUAUGAGACCUAUGUGUGUGAAAAUGCAGAACCUGGCCAGCUAAUUCAGACCAUCAGUGCAGUGGAUAAAGAUGAUUCAGUGGAAGGCCAUCACUUUUACUUCUCUCUCCAAGAGGAGACCACAAACAACUCGGGUUUUUCUGUCAGAGAUAAUCAAGAUAACACAGCUGGGAUUCUUACAGUUAAAAAUGGCUUCAGUAAACAAGAACAGCUUGCUUUCUACUUGCCUAUCUUAAUUGCGGACAAUGGAGCCCCAUCACUUACCAGCACAAACACUCUAACUGUCACUGUCUGUGACUGUGAUAAUGAAGCUAAUGCCCUGUUCUGUCGAUAUGGAGCUUUCAUGUAUGCCAUGGGUCUCAGUACAGAAGCCUUAGUUGCUGUUUUGGCAUGUAUAUUAAUACUACUAGUGUUUGUUUUGGCAAUUCUGGCCCUAAGGCAGCAGAGAAAGAAGUCGCUAUUUUCUGAGAAGGCAGAAGAGUUCAGAGAAAAUAUUGUCAGGUAUGAUGAUGAAGGAGGUGGAGAGGAGGACACAGAGGCUUUUGAUAUUGCAGCAUUGAGGACCCGUACUGUCAUGAGAGAGCACAAGCCUCGAAGAAAUAUCACAACAGAAAUCCAGAGCCUUUACAGACAGUCUCUGCAAGUUGGACCUGACAGUGCUGUGUUCCGGGAAUUCAUUUCAGAAAAGCUUAAGGAAGCCAAUGCAGAUCCUAAUGGUCCUCCAUAUGAUUCCCUUCAGACAUAUGCAUUUGAGGGGACUGGUUCUUUGGCUGGAUCCCUUAGCAGUUUAGGAUCACAUGUGUCAGACAUGGGUGAGAGUUAUGAUCGCCUUAGUGAAUGGGGGCCACAUUUUAAACAACUUGCCAAGCUAUACUGCCCCCACAAAACUGCAAGGGAUUAGUAACCGUUAGUGGCCACAUUUUUUUAAGUGCUCAUCAGCCAAAAUCAAGUUUGAAUUUUCAAAGAAGAUCAACAUAUUUAAGCACCCACUUGAAAUGCCCAGAUUUAUUAAAAGAUAGAACAAUGUUGGAUGGUUGAGAUCUUUUGUAUCAUAAUAUAAAGUGGCAUAAUAAGAAGUGAUUAAUCUAGCCCCAUGUUAGGUGCUUACAUUGUAAGCUAUGCUCUUUGAAAAUCCAGUCCCAAUUAUGGCUGCUGAAAAUUUGGCCUAAAAAACAGAUGAAAUAAAAGCCAUAAGAUUUUUGUAAAUAAUCUUCUUGGUUUAAGCUUUAAACUAUUUCCAAAGUUAAAGCAGACUUUUUUUUGUUGGUUUAUAUUAACCAAAGUUAAAUCGUGCAUAUUUGCAUUCUUUUAUAAAUACCAUUGUACAAAAAGAUAGAGAAUAGGCAUUUUAAAAUGCUUGUCUGUCACAAAAACUUACAGAAUCUUCUGGUUAUUUAUUUUUAGCAUAAUAAGACUACAACAAAUGUAGUAUUUAGCACUGUAAAAAUAAAGAUCUGUUAUAGUCAACAUUUAGUUAUUAUUACAUUUGCACUUUUAUUAAACCAUUGGGAAGUGUACAGGACUCAUAAAUUUCCCAGGUGAUGUAUGAAGAAAUUAUAAAGGAUAAAAAGUAUUAGAUUCUGCUUCGAAGCAAUAUUCAACUUAAAAACUGUUAUCAGCUUUGUUACAUAUUACUGUACAUAGAACCAAAUAUAACCCAUGUCUGGGCAUCUUCUCUUUUAUUAAGAGCUUAACUGAUGAUUGAUUUCUCAGCACAGAUUUAUUUAUUUUUAUUAUGGAAUAUAAAAUUAGCCGCAGUACUCAUUUUUAUUGUAACAGUAUUAAAGAUCUUUAAAAUGCUAAGCUGGUGGACAUAAAACUUUAUGCAUAACAUUAGAUAAUAAGAUAGUAAAACACUUUAAUGUUAAUCCAGCUCUUCAGUAAAUGAUCCCACAUCAUUCUGCAGGAAUCGAGUCAGACUUCAAAAUUAAUUUCUCACUAUAUUUUUUAACAUAGUGUGUAGCUAGUAUUAAAUUCACGUAGAAUUUUCUUUCAUUUAGCUAUGUGGUUGAUCAGCAGAAAUGCAGCAUCUAAGAACCAUCAAGUACAUUCAAAUAACUUGCUUAAAAAAAGGGGGCAUGACUGUUACUUAUUCACCCUUUUUCCAUUAGGUGCUUAUUUUACAGCAUAAUGUAACGAACCAAAACAUUUCAACAGCUGAAAGCUGGCAUCAGGAUAAAGAAUAUAGUGCAAUUAGCUAUUUAAGUUCGCAGGUAAGCUCCACUAAAUUAUAACAAGUUAGGCAAAGCUUAUACAAAUGAUGAAGAGGCAUGAAGUCAUAUCAAACAUUGCAAAGCAUGUACAAUUACUUGUUUAUUAAAGAAAAAAGCAAGGGCUGAGGCUAAAUAGAAAGGUGCCAAUACCAGAGAUGCUGUAAAUACCUGGCAGCUAAAUAUAACACAAAUGAAGGAGCUUGAGAAGAAGACAGUUCCAAAGGGAAGUGUGUCCAGGGAAGAGAGAUUAUGUACUCAUGACAUCCAUUCUUGGAACUAUAUCAGUGAGCAUGUGACUAACAGCAGAUGAGACAGCACAUGUAUAAUAGGGAAAAGCUGACUGUUGCAGGUUGGAGGCUGAGUUCCUCCUAUAGAUAAAUGCCUAUGGAGCAACUUUAAAAGAUGCACAACAAGGACGCUUUGCAGUAAUGUCUCUAAUGUUUGAAUUCACUGGCACUCCAGCAGAUGGGACAAAAUGAUUUCUAGUUGAGAUAAUAUUGUGCAUAGUAAACAAUUAGCUCCAUGGAAAGGAAUAGAACAGAAAAGCAAAAGUGAACACACAUGUGCUUGCUUGGGUGCAGAGGGAAGUAGAUAGUUUAAGACCAGAUUUUGAAACCCUGCAUUAAUACCUCAUUCCAAAAAAUGGUCCCCUUGACUUAAUAGACUUUUCCUUGAAUUCAGAUUGUAUUAACUACAAGGAAGGAUAUUAGACUCUGAGCUUUAACAUGGUCCAUGGGAAAGGAAUCCUAUUUUGUUUAGUAGGUAAAUAUAAGAAUCCAUUCUUAGCCUCAUAUUAUAGUUGAAUCUGCUUACAGUGAUGCUCCUAUAUUUCAUUUAAUUCUAUUCAUACAAUAAGUAUUCUACAAUAAUGAAGAACAUCUUGCAUUCAAAAGCUUGUUUAACUCUAGCCCAGCUAUGCAGUUGGUCCAAUAAAAUAUACCACCAUAAGAAAUCCUUGCCUCUAAGUUUAUUUAAUUAAUAUAUCAGUGUGCUAUUUCUCCUACUAGCUGCUAUACAGGAACAACUACUAGACAAAGACAUUUCCCUUUUAGUACAAGUAAUAGUAUUAAUGAAACUGAGAUUAAAUCCCAAAUUAAGCAGGGAUCAUUGCAUGGUGUGAGUUUCACCAGGUUUCUGAUAAUAAAUGGCAAAUUAAUGGCCUGAUGCAUAUACUAUAACCAAGCUAAGCAUAUUCUGUUAAACAAUGCCCAAAGAGUGACAUUACAGAAGUCUGCACUUUUAAAGUGUAAAUACCAAGGAGACACAGGCGUUUAACAGGUGAAAGAGCUAUAACCAGGAUUAAUGGGAUAGAAUUAAUAAAGGGAAAAUGUAGGUUGAAUGUCAGCAAUGAUUUCAUGAUGGUGAGAUCUAUUAAAUUAUAGAAUAGCCCUCUCAAGGGAAGCCACUAUUACAUGGGGUGUUUAAAAUUAUAUUGGACAAUUCACUUGAAGAAGUACUGUAGUGAACAAUCCUACAAUGAUGGGGGGAAUCUCAAUCUAGGGUUCAUGACUCCAUGGGGAUGCCACAUGAAAGAGAUCAGUUGAAAGUAUACUCCUUCCUUUUUAUUGAUUUUGAGGGGCAGAAGGUCUUUUGCCAUCUCUAUUUUUUUAUAUUCUAGGGAGAUAAUAAUAAAUACAUUUACAUUUAGACUAAGAAAAUGAAGACUGUUCAUUACUCCACUGUAAAUUUUGUAUAAUACCACAGGCUGAAGUAAAAACUAUAUAACCACAUGUCAUUCAGUGUUUUGACUGGGGAAGGGAAUAAAAAGAUAAAUAUAUACCCAACAUAUUUGGGGAGGGGAGAGCUUUAUUUAUUUAUUUAUUUAUGGUGCAUUUUAAAUUAUAGUGCUGCUUCAGGACACUGAUAAGCUAUUUAUUGGUUACUUCUUUUGUUGUAUUUACAUCUUUUCCCAUAAAUGGUCAUUUAACUAUUAACUUUGCUUUCUUAAUUUGCAUUGGAAGUACAGUUGUUUUCAUUCUUAAAUAUGCAGGGUAACCAUGUCAAAUAAGAAAAAAAAAAUGCCUAAAAGUGUUAUAA